This is a messenger RNA of Ceratotherium simum simum (southern white rhinoceros), 780 nucleotides long. Its product is annotated as C-C motif chemokine 3-like. Gene Ontology annotation, molecular function: CCR chemokine receptor binding; chemokine activity. Gene Ontology annotation, cellular component: extracellular region. Lineage: Eukaryota; Metazoa; Chordata; Mammalia; Perissodactyla; Rhinocerotidae. The record is from RefSeq and is a predicted model, not a curated record. Gene Ontology annotation, biological process: cell chemotaxis; positive regulation of GTPase activity; inflammatory response.
UGGGAGAAAUGCUUGAUCUACAGGUCUGCUCUUGUGAGAAGGCAUCAGCUAACCUGGUCUCAGGGUCACACCAGCAUCUCACCUCCUCUCACUAUGAAAACCAUUUCCCCAUCAAGUAGGCAACCAAGCCAUUCUUGCAAACAGCCUGAACCUUUGUGGCUACCCAGCGGUCUCCUGGCUUAUGCUACUCACAGCAUGACGCCAACACCAUGACUAAAAAUUUCCUCCUCGGUCUCCCCAAGUUUCCAUCUUCUAAUGCCCCACGGAUGCCUACCAAGAGAAGACAUAGCUUAGACCUCAGAAGGAAGCAGCAGCUGCAAGUCCCCAAGUCCCAGCUCUACUUGGCCACCACCUGAGCUCACACUCUGCUGCCCAGCAACAUGGAGUUCCCCAUGGCUGCCCUCGCUGUCCUGCUUCUCACUGCAGCCCUCUGUUCCCAGACCUGCUCUACAUUGUUUGGUGCUGACACCCCGCCUACCUUCUGCUUCUCCUAUAUCUCCUGGCGGAUUCCGCGCAAAUUUGUGGAUGACUAUUAUGAGACCAGCAGCCAGUGCUCCAAGCCCGGUGUCGUCUUCCAAAUCAAAAAAGGCCGGCAGGUCUGUGCUGACCCUGCUGAGGCUUGGGUCCAGGAAUACAUGACCGACCUGGAGCUGAAUGCCUGAGUGGCUUGGAAGCUACAAGGAAGUUGUUAUAUCUAUGGGCAGAUUGGGGAGCAGGCACCUGAGCUGGGGCAAUGACCCUGGAACUCUGGAAGACACCUCUUCUAUGGGUCACACUCCA